AGCAAAGAAGCAACUUGGAAGUUCAAGUUGAAGGCAGCUCGGCCUAGCCAGCUUCUCAGUUCUCUGCGAGCCGCAUGGCUACAUGCCAGCACCGAGCUCCAUGUCAGCUUACGAGCACAGCGGCCUUGUGCCGGUUUGGAUGCCGUCGCUAGGGGUCUGCGGGGCAGUUCCGGCGCCUGCAAGCGCAAGGAACGAUGUGGAGCGGCCUGAAGGUGCUCCUCGCAUAUCCCCUCACCCUAGUUCCUCCAGAAGGACUGCCCCCAGGCGCAGCGCUUCCUCAAGUCCGCACGUAAUCCAGCUAGACUCCGACUCUGAGCAGUCGGCUCCUGGGGAUUCACCUUACCGUCUACCAGGGGAGGGUCUCAUCCAUUUUGAGUCCCGAGAAGGGGAUGCGCUCUCAGGGGAGACAAGUCCUGGUAUGCAACAAGCAAGUUUCUCAACGAGGGAGGUAAGAGAAGCCGAUCAUGGAUCUCCGGAAGGGGAGGGGGGUUUUGCACAACGAGCCAACAAGAAAAGAAAGUCGCGCUGGGACUUGCCGUCGGAGGGAGAAGAACAAACCGAACAGCCGAGGGCAAGGCGACGGCAAACAGAGGAUUUGGAGGUCCUGGGGAUGCAGUCAACUUGCCCCAUCUGUCUAAAUGACAUCCCCCCGGAAGAGAAAGCCGUGCUAAAGAGCUGCAUGCACGUGUUUUGUGUGGAAUGCAUACGCGCCUGGAGCGAGAUCCGGCGGGUGUGUCCGCUCUGCAAGGGGGGUUUCACCGGCUGGUGGUACGACAUCCAGGGGGAAGGGGCAUCCAGAGAAGUGAGUCUGCCGCCGCCCCCUCAGAAUGAGACGUCUGGCCGGUUGGAGAGAACCAGGGAUCACUCCAACCGAGGGGCUUAUCUUAAUCAGGAAACGGAAGAGCGCUUCAACGCCCGGCCGUACUACCACCGGUUGCAACGGGGCUUGCAAUCGGACAGGCGGAGGCCCCCCGGGGGUCCGAACCAGGCGCAUGAGCGAGAGGAUCAGGGGGGACGGAGGACACAACCGGCCCCACGCCAGAGGGUUUUCACACCAGAGCAAGACGGGACAGAGGAGCGUGCGCUGAGGUGGCGCAGGAGCAUCUAUGAUCGGGGUUUGGAGGCGGUGGAGAUUGGUGGACCGGUGGGUCGAGUUGGCAGGUCGCAGGACGUCGCCCGAAGUCAGCGGCGCCUUGCCCCCUGGAUCGAGCGCGAGCUGCGGGCGCUCCUGGGGGAGGCGGACCCCCUCGUUACGCAGCUCGUGACGUCACUCUGGAGGUCAGCAAGCGAGUUCGAGCUUGGGGGGAAUGCCGGUGGAGAACCGGUGGCGCAGUUGGAACCGUUUCUCGGCGAUCGUGCUGCGGCGUUCUGGCAUGAGCUGAGGUGCUUCGCUUCGAGCCCCUUCACCAUGCAUACAUACGACUGCGUUGCUCAGUACCGAAGGAGGCGUUCUCCCGAAUCGGGGACUCCUCAAUACUUCAGAGCAACCGCCUCGAGAGCCGGUUCCCACCAUGAGCCACGUCCAGCUUCCACAAGCGGUGCGAAUGGGCGGGGACGGGGAGCGCAACUAGAAAGGGUACGAAACGGCGCAGGUAGCGAAGCAGCACGCAGUCUAGAAAGCAGAAGCAGGAGCCUAGUUACCAACGACGGCACGCAGAGUUGUUUGACGGGGGAAGGUGAAAGCGGGGGGGCGCGAGAAAGGGCAGAUACGUGUCAAGAACGGAUGCCUUCAUCUCGAUCGCAGACGGCCCAAGAUGCCAGGCGCUUUGACGAUGCACGCUCUUUUACUUUCAGAGCGGAGCUGGCGAGCGGAGUGUCUCGAGCCGAGUCCCGAGGCGAACAGAAACUUGUUGGGGGUCUUUCUGACGCGUCAAAGCAAGCAGGAGGCAAUAUGGGGGAUGGCGUAAAAAAGAUUGCAGUCGUAGGUAGAGUCAUAGCCACAGGGCACAGACCAUCUCGUUCCAAGUUGAUUUGACGACGUCUGAUCCAAAGUCGGUGUAACCCUCUAUGGGUAGGUCUGCAAAGCAGAUUAGGUCAGGAUGAAAGUUUCGUCUGGCGAGUGUGAGUUGAGAGUCAUUCGAUCUGCCUUUCUUUCAUGCAUCUGAUCAAACUUCGAACAGAAGCAGGUGCAGUGCUGAUCCUAGUGGGUACCAUGCAGUGAGUGCAAUACAACGGGCACAAUAGCGGAAGCUGACCAUGUCGUGUGAUUCAAGCGUGGGAGCCACGGUCACUGUGUCCGACCAUGCAGUAUGCAUGGAC
Molecule: messenger RNA, 2259 nt
Organism: Klebsormidium nitens
Lineage: Eukaryota; Viridiplantae; Streptophyta; Klebsormidiophyceae; Klebsormidiales; Klebsormidiaceae
Source: the annotation of a GenBank genome assembly